ACCCAGAGGUAGAUUCCUACUUAACAGUAACCUCAAACCAAUCUAACCUAAAAAACUUUCAUCACGUUGUAAUAUAAACAAACAUAAAACAUGCCAUCUAACAUAAAGUUUAACGACGCUGACGACUACGAACCGUCAGACUCCGACGAUGACUACACCGAAAAAGAAAAGUCGUUGCUAAAAAAAGUGCGCACACGAAAACAGAAAUAUUCAGACAGUGAAGAAGAAGUUUUGGGUGUUGGUGGUGAUGAAGAAAGUGAUGAUCAAAGUGACAUUGCCUUAAGUGAUGUUGAGGGACAAGAUGAAGGAGAUGACUUGCCUAACGAAAGGGCCUGGGGCAAAGAUAGGAGGAAGUUUUACUCAACUGAUUAUGUGGAUGCUGAUUAUGGUGGUUUUGAUGGCAAGGAUGCCCAGAUGGCUGAGUUGGAAGAAGAGGAGGCCAGAAAUUUACAAAAACAACUGGCUGAACAACUUGAUGAUGACGAUUUUGCUUUGGAUUUGUUUGUAAAAAAAACAGAUGAGGAGAAAAAACACAUUGAGGAAGUUAUCAAAACUGAUGUUACAAAGUUGUCAAAGAGGGAAAAGUUGCAGUUAUUGGAAAAGGAAUCACCGGAGUUGUUUGGACUUAUAGAAGAUUUUAAAGUAAAACUUGUCAUUGCAAAAGAUUUUUUACAACCAGUUUUAAACCAAUACAGACAAGGAAAAAUUCCAAAUUGUGGUGCUAUUGAUUUUGUUCAAACUCAUUAUGAAUUGAUACUGAAUUAUUUCACAAAUAUUAAUAUGUAUUUGUUACUAAAGUCAAAAAGGGUUCCUGUGGAAAAUCACCCAAUUGUUAAAAGAUUGUUUCAAUACAGGCAGCUCUUAAUGCAGUUGGAUAGCACAUAUGAAGAAAUAAUUAAACCACAAAUAGAAGUUUUACUCCUUGAAAUUGAAAAAGAUGAAAUAGAUGAGAAGAAGGAAAAGAAAACAUUGAAUUUGUUAUCAAAAUUAUCUGAAAUUAAAACCAAAACUAAGAAAGAUGAAAAUGCCAAAAAGAAAAAGGCAGUUCAAUUUGCUGACGAGCAGCCAUCUAAAAAGUUUAAACUGGAUCAACCUGAAGAAAAUUCUGAUAGUGAUGAAGACAUGGAGGUUGGAAAUGAUGCACUUGAAGAAGAUGAAGCAUCAAAGGAGGAAACAGAAAAUGGUAAAAGGGCUAUAACUUAUCAGAUGGAAAAGAACAAAGGUUUGACACCACAUAGGAAGAAGGAAUUAAGAAAUCCCAGAGUCAAAAAUAGGCAGAAAUUCAGAAAAGCAGUGAUUAGAAGGAAGGGAGCUGUACGAGAACCUAGGAAAGAAUUAUCCAGAUAUGGUGGAGAAAUUUCAGGCAUUAAGGCCUCUGUGACAAAGAGUAUAAAAAUUAAGUCUUAAAAUUAUUAGAAUCAUCAAAGAAUUGUAUUUUUUUAUAAUUCAAUAAAUAAUACAAUUAAAAGUAAAAGUUAUAAAUUUA
Aethina tumida (small hive beetle) is the source of this 1486-nucleotide messenger RNA. RefSeq names its product something about silencing protein 10 (gene Sas10). NCBI's taxonomy places the organism in Eukaryota, Metazoa, Arthropoda, Insecta, Coleoptera, Nitidulidae. The transcript is spliced from 8 exons. The record is from RefSeq and is a predicted model, not a curated record. Gene Ontology annotation, cellular component: nucleolus; small-subunit processome. Bases 91 to 1407 code for a protein of 438 amino acids. Gene Ontology annotation, biological process: maturation of SSU-rRNA from tricistronic rRNA transcript (SSU-rRNA, 5.8S rRNA, LSU-rRNA).